AAUCAACAACAAGAAGAAACCACUCAGCCGUUAACACAAAUUUUAUUUUUUACAUUUUAAACUUCAGCGUUCGCGUGUGACCAAAGUGAAAAGAAACAAAUAUUUCUUCUGCUCACGCUAACACGUUAGCUUCACUGUGUUCGACAUUAUCUACCAUUUCCAACGUGUAGUUACGGGGCUUUACCACCAGAGGUCGCUGAGGCCCACAGUUAGCUGCAGUCUGCCGACGCUCCAGACUGUUGUCUUAUAAAUGUGUGUGUCAGAAAGUUGCGCCGUGUAGCGCCACCUGCCCUCUUAAAUAGGAACAGUCGUUAGAAAAUUUUUUACCCUGAUUUUUUAGUGAGCCUCGGUUUUAUCCACCUCUGUCCUCCUGCAGGGGAAACCUGCCGACCUGCUGUACAAACGCUCCAGGACUCACCUGAUGUCCGACGACGGCACCAUGAGACCCGACAAGGACGACGCCAUGUCCAAACCCCAGGUGGUUUAUGAAGGCAUCAGCGGCCACAUCAUCUCCUACGACCGUGCCGCGUCACAGACUCCUAAAGAUGAAGGUCGGGGCCCAGGGCAGCACGGAGAACUCCUCGGUCUGAAGCGUCUUCAUGAUGCCAUGGAGGGGGGCAUUUCUAAAGGACUGCCCCUGAGGGAUUCUCUGUCCGCGGUCAACCCUGAAGGUCUGCUCGGACGAGCCAUGCCCCACGACCGGGACAGUCCACAUCACGCACCUUACAAGGACGCGCCCCACAUCCACGGCUCCAUCUCGCAAGGUACCCCGCGACAUCAGGACCCCCAGGACGGUUACCUCAGGAGGGAAGCCAAGCAGAUGAAGAGAGAGGGUUCCCCCCCGCGCGGGGACCCACUGAAGGGCCGAGAGGCCAUGGUGCCCACGGUGAAGGAGGCGGGACGCUCCAUCCACCUGAUUCCCAGGGAGCCCGUCAAAGAGGGCAUCAUCACGCAGCAGGGGGCUCCCUUGAAGCAGGAGUCCGGCGGCUCGGGGAAACGGCACGACGUUCGCUCCAUCAUGGCCAGCUCCCCCCGCUCUUACCACAACCCCGCCUCCCACCUAGAAAUGCGGGCCGAGCGGGGGCGCUACGAGGAGCUGCCCAAGGGUCGGCCCAGCGCCGUGGUCAGCACGGCCAGUCCCAUAGCCCGGUCCUCGCCGCUGACCCUGGGCUCGGACCAGGGGGCCAAAGCUCACCACAGCCCCCUGGGCUACGACGACAAGGGCGCCCUGAGAGCCCCCUACCCACGGGGCUCGCCGUUGUCCAGAGAGGCGAGUCAGAGGCAGCACGACGCUUCGAACAAGAACCCCACGCAGGAGCGUAAGGCCACCCCGAGUCCGCGGGAGAUGAGCUCCACCAAGUCCCCCCUGCCUGGAGUGCCUGACCAGCAGACCUACGAGCGUCUACUCCAAGGUCUGGGAGCCUCGGACGUAUACCGGCAGAUCCCCAUCGCCUUCGAUCCCGCAGCUCUGCCUCGAGGGAUUCCCAUCGAACCAGCUACCUACUACCUGCCCCGUCACCUCACCCCCAACCCGGCCUACCCGCACCCGUACCCGUACCUCAUCCGCGGCUUCCCGGACACGGCGGCCCCGGAGAACCGCCAGACGCUGUUCAACGCCUACAUCACCUCCCAGCAGAUGCACCACUCCGCCGCCGCCGCCAUGGCCGCCCAGCGCUCGGAGCUUCUCCGGGGCCUGACGCCGCGGGACCAGCCUCUGCCUCUGCCCUAUUCCGCCGCGCCGCGAGGAAUCAUCGAUCUUUCUCAGGUACCGCACUUACCUGUCCUGGUGCCUCCCUCUGCAGGGACCGCCGGCUCCCCGAUGGAUCGCAUCAACUUCAUCCCCGGGGGAAGCGGCAACUUUCCGGGCAGGCCUUACACCACCUCCCCCAUCUCACCCGUCGGCUCUUCUCACGUCAACAAAAUGCAAGGCGCGCCGUCGGAGCGCGGCGAGCAAGAGCAGCGGGAGAGGGAGCGCGAAAGAGAGAGAGAGCGCGAGCGGGAACGAGAGAGGGAUCGUGAACGGGAGCGGGACCGGGAGAGGGGACGGGAUCGGGACAGAGAGAGAGACCGGGAGAAAGGAGGCACCCUGGGGAAUGUGGAGCACGCCCCCAUCUGGCGCCCGGGUACGGAGCACAGCCUUAUCGGUGGCGUCGGAGGCGUUGGCGGAGGAGUCGGCGGCGGCGCCGUCGUCCGAACCGCUCCUCACUCCUACAGCCACCAGCACUCCCCCGUGUCCCCCCGCACGCAGGAGAACGUGCAGCAGAGGCCCAGCGUCCUGCACAUGUCGGUUCAGGAGCAGGAACUCCGAUCACUCGGUAAGACCACCAUGACUGCGGCCAGCUUCGUAAACGCAGUUGUGUUGCAUCAAAUUUCUUGCGAAACGGCCCAGUCCGAGGCGGGCGGCGGCGCCGCCAACCAGGCUCAACAGAAGAUGGAGUCUCACCCCCUCUACUGUCCCCCCUCUGAAGACAGGCUGUCUCCGGGCCAGCAGCCGCCGUCCCCCUGUGUCAAGGGCAGCCAGAGGACGGUCACCUUGGCUCAGCACAUCAGUGAGGUCAUAACCAAGGACUACACCAGGCAGAGUCAGCAGCAGCAGAGCUACCACGGCUCCCCCGUCCUGGACCUCACCCGGCCACCCAGGCCCCCCCCGUCCUCACAGGACCUGUCCCAGGGUCCACGCUAUCAGGAGACCCUGAGUGGGGACUGCAACAGAGACCGAGACCAGUCUCCUCAGCCCAAGAUGUCUCCUGUCAGCAUCUCCAAUGACGGCAUCGAACCGGUGUCUCCCGCCGGGGCCGGCUCAGAACCCGAGGGUCAGGGAGGGUCCGCUGCCCCCAUGGACCAGGGGGACCAGGGACUGGGCUCCCGUUCCCCCCCCAACACCUCCCAGCCCCCGGCCUUCUUCAGCAAAAUGACAGAAAGUACCUCGUCCAUCGUCAGGUACCAGAAGCAGGAAAUGAUCAAGAAGAUGACGGUGGUGGGAAACGAGGGCGACUUCAAUGCUGGUCAGCCUGGGACGGAGAUCUUCAACAUGCCGGCGUCCUCAGCUGCAGGGACCGUCAGCGUCCGCAGUCACUCGACCCCAGAGGCUCCUGGGAACUCCAUCGGUCUGGAGGCCAUCAUCAGGAAGGCGCUGAUGGGUAAAUACGACGACCACUCUGAGGAGCGCUCCAACGUCUCCGGCUCCUUCGUCUCCGUGGACGGACGCGCGGAGGACGCCUACUCUCAAGCUGGAGGAAAGUCGUCCAAGGGCAGUGGACGCUCCAACGGACGCAAAGCCAAGUCUCCAGGUCCGGGUCUGUCCGGGGGGGAGCGGCCGUCCUCCGUGUCCUCCGUCCACUCGGAGGGAGACUGCAACAGGAGGACACCCCUGACCAACCGCGUCUGGGAGGACAGACCGUCGUCCACAGGUUCGGCCCCGCCCCCUUUCCCCUGUAACCCCCUCAUCAUGCGAUUCCCCAGCGGGACGGUCUCCGCCCCGUCCCCGUCCUCCGGUCAAGCCGGGGGACAGGGACGCUCCUGGGAGGAGGAGCCCAAACCUCUGCUCAUGUCCCAGUACGAGACUCUGUCUGACAGCGAGUGAGACGAGGACAGACGCUGGGAGACACUCCUCCGUCAUCAUUCCUCUCCCCCCGUGUCCUCCUCCUCCUCCUCCCGUCCUCAUGUCCUCCCCUGGACCGCAGUGGACAGAGACAUCGGUGACACAUCUGACCUGGGACCAGCAGUCGGGACUCUGACAGGAAGUCCUCUGCUGCUUCCUGUGUCCUCACACUCACACACACUCACUCACCUCCGUCUUCGGAGCGGAGACGCAGCGUCAGUCCGUCUUCACGUCCCCCCCCCGCCCUCUAGUGGACAUGUCCUGUCGUUGGUUUACAGGGUGAACGUUCUCUAACGUCCUGGUGUGUUGUCCUUGUCCUCCUCCUCCUCGUCCUCCUCAUGUCUGUCUCUGUCCGUCUCUGUCUUCAGUCGGACUGGAGGACGACGUCUUUUUUUUUUUUUUUCCCUGUCACGUUCGCAGAGACAAUCGCAAUUUGGUUUUUAAAAAAAUAGAGAGAGAAAAGAAACAAAAAAAUGUCGCUUCACACAGGAACAGGAAGUGGAACAGGAACAGGAAGUGGAACAGGAACAGGAAGUGGAACCUUUCUAGUGUUAAGUGCCAUUUAAUUUUCCAGCCAGUCGUGAGGGGGACGUUUGUUUUCUUCACCCUCUCCAGGUCUGACUCCACGCAGGGAAACAGAAGAAAAAAAAAAA
Molecule: messenger RNA, 4254 nt
Organism: Cynoglossus semilaevis (tongue sole)
Lineage: Eukaryota; Metazoa; Chordata; Actinopteri; Pleuronectiformes; Cynoglossidae
Product: nuclear receptor corepressor 2-like
Exons: 20
Coding region: 422-3583 (1053 amino acids)
Biological process (GO): negative regulation of transcription by RNA polymerase II
Cellular component (GO): chromatin
Molecular function (GO): transcription corepressor activity
Source: RefSeq, a predicted model, not a curated record